Cephus cinctus (wheat stem sawfly) is the source of this 946-nucleotide messenger RNA. Its product is annotated as mitochondrial import inner membrane translocase subunit Tim17-B. The record is from RefSeq and is a predicted model, not a curated record. Gene Ontology annotation, molecular function: transmembrane protein transporter activity. Lineage: Eukaryota; Metazoa; Arthropoda; Insecta; Hymenoptera; Cephidae. Gene Ontology annotation, cellular component: mitochondrial inner membrane; TIM23 mitochondrial import inner membrane translocase complex. Bases 283 to 771 code for a protein of 162 amino acids. The transcript has 2 exons. Gene Ontology annotation, biological process: protein import into mitochondrial matrix.
UAUCUGUGGGUUUUUAGCACGUGUCCGAUCAAAACAAAUGCUUGAAAAAGCCAAAAGAUCCAUAGGACCUGAAAGGUUGCAUAAAUUUGAACGAUAUCAUUAUGCAUCUUGUUUCAAAUAAUCAAACGUAUCAAUUUGAUCUUUAAAAAUUGCUCACUGUAAAGUUAUCGGUGGCACGAAGUUUACUAACGUAGUUAGUUCUUCAGCGCAGACGUCCUAACACGAGUGAUUCGCUUUUCUAACAAGCGAAUCUUUUCCAUUAUAUUUUACGAAACAUAAGUUAUGGAGGAAUAUGCCAGAGAACCAUGCCCUUGGAGGAUAGUGGAUGAUUGUGGUGGUGCCUUUACAAUGGGUGCCAUAGGAGGUGCUGUUUUCCAAAGUAUUAAAGGCUUUCGUAAUGCACCUAGUGGAAUAAAUAAACGUCUCCUGGGCAGCUUAACGGCUAUAAAACAGCGGUCACCUAUAAUCGCUGGAAAUUUUGCUGUUUGGGGAGGCAUGUUUUCGACGAUUGACUGCACUCUUGUACACUUCAGACGCAAGGAAGAUCCAUGGAAUUCCAUUAUCAGUGGAGCAGCUACAGGAGGUAUUCUCGCAGCGAGAAAUGGUCUUCCAGCAAUGGCAGGCAGUGCAAUAAUUGGUGGAGUGUUAUUAGCACUAAUCGAAGGUGUUGGAAUACUUUUCACUCGACUUUCUGCAGAACAAUUUAAACCACCUACUCUCGUUGAUGAUCCAUCACAGCUUGGGCCACCACCUCAAGGCUAUCCAUCAUAAUAUAUAUUUUAGAUUUGUCGUGAAAUAGAAUCUAAUAUUUGAGAAAAAACGAUUCUUGUGGUUUGUAAAAUAAAAUAGUACUCGUCAACUAAUUUCUUUUGACAGAAUAAUAAAUUUGUAUAGAAUAGAUGCUACUUAAGUUAAGGUACAAAAAUAAUAGAUUUAUUUCCAUUUC